AUGUCGUUUCCGUUCACCGAAUUUUUGGCCGACCUUCCGGGCUGCGCCGCGCCAUGUGCGACUGAUAUGCUCAAUGUCACAGUCUGUGCCGUUACGAACUUGACUUCAAAUUGCGUCUGCAAGGACAGACGCUACAUUGAGGCAUACCGCCUCUGUGUGCGGUCAUUAUGUGUUAUGGAGCAUGUGCUGGUUGCUAAGAACGCAACAUGGACGUGGUGCGGCUUUCCAUACGCAAGUGAAAAGGGCAGCGUGGUCGCCAGGAUUCUCGUGCUCGGUCUCACCACCUUUCUUUUUGCCGUACGGCAGCUUUCGAAAUUUCUAGAGCUUUCGCAGUGGUGGGCGGAUGAUUGGACAUUGAUACUUGGCUUCCUCUUCACGCUCUCAUUUGCGGUUUCAAGAUUUCACGGUUACGAGCUGGGCAUCGGAAGAGACGUAUGGUCACUAACCGCUGAAGAAAUCACCCGUUUCAUGCAAGUACGACCUCCUUCGCAGCCCCGAAUCAUCAACGACAGUCCCAUCAUAGACGGUUUACUAAACAGCUAUAAGGUCUUCUUCGCGUUUGAGAUAAUAUAUACCCUAGGAGUCGGAGCCCUCAAAGCCUCCAUUCUCUUCUUCUACAUCCGCGUCUUCAAGUUCGUCAGCAAUACCUUGACGGCCGUGCUGUGGAGCACGCAGGCAUUCAACAUCAUAAACUGCAUCGCCUUCACUAUAGCAAACCUAAAUCAGUGCAAACCUUUCAGUUACGCCUGGGAGGGCUGGGACGGCCAACACGUAGGCUACUGCGUCAACACGGCAGCCAUCCUAAUUGCACAUGCUGCCAUAAACAUCGCCAUGGACCUGUGGAUGUUGGCGUUGCCUAUAACGCAGAUUCUGUGGCUAAAUUUGCGAAAGAGGCAAAAGCUGGAGAUCUUUUGCAUGUUUGGACUCGGGAUAAUCAUCACCGUUGUCAGCAUUAUACGCCUAAAAGUUUUGCUCAACUUCCGCAAUUUCUUGGAUCCUACGCACGAUGCUUAUUACUUACACAAGUGGUCCUACGUGGAACUAGCGACGGGCAUAAUCGUCGCCUGCCUUCCAUCGGCCCGCCAGGUUUGGCGCGAUAUGAUGCCGAAACUGAAGAGAAAACUCGGCGUCACACCACCCGCACGACCGAGAGAUCCGGGAGAAUCGGAGAGAAGGCUCAAGGAUAUUUUGUUCAUCAGCGGGGAUCAACCUUCGCUGAUGAGCCCUACGAGUGCCAAGGAGUUCGCGUCGUCGCCCUCGUCGCCUUCGGUGCGGACGCGCAGUGAAUGUUUAGAAGAGGGCCUACGACGACAUGAUGUUUAA
Molecule: messenger RNA, 1323 nt
Organism: Colletotrichum truncatum
Lineage: Eukaryota; Fungi; Ascomycota; Sordariomycetes; Glomerellales; Glomerellaceae
Product: CFEM domain-containing protein
Source: RefSeq, a predicted model, not a curated record